Messenger RNA from Adineta ricciae, 1917 nucleotides. Lineage: Eukaryota; Metazoa; Rotifera; Eurotatoria; Adinetida; Adinetidae. The record is from the annotation of a GenBank genome assembly.
AUGGCAAAGAAAACGACUCAAUGGAGAAAUCGACGUUUACGUUUGCAAGCCAUCAAAUUCGGUUAUAAACUUCUCGAGAAAAUGACCACAAUAUCAUCAACAAGCAAUAAUUCACGAGCAAAACACAAUCCACAACCAUCUUCACCUAUGACCGCUUUCAUCGAUGAAACAUCACUAGAGAGCAACACAUCGUCUGAACCUUCUAAACUGAAACGUAGUAUCUCACUGAUGGAUAUUGCCUGUGCACUUGUAUUGUUUAAACAGCGCCAUCGACUCUCAAUUACUUGUAUGAAUCACUUAUUAAAACUACUACCGUAUCUUCACCACAAAUCGAUGCCUACUAGCUGGUUCACAUUGAAAAAGCUUCUCCAAACUAAUACACUUACAUCACCGCCGAUUAUAAGGUUUGUUUGUCCAUCAUGCUCUGAAGAUUCUUCGAGUUCUACAAAUUGCUCUCAAUGUGGAAAAGGAAUAGAUCCUUCAUUAUCAAUACAAUCUUUUCGAAAUUUUCGUAUUAGUGAUCAGUUACAUCGUAUAAUUACAAACAAUUACAAGUAUAUGAAUCUAUGUAAUAAGUCUUCCGGUGAAUAUAUGAGAGAUAUAUGUGAUGGAGAAACGUAUCGAACACUCCAACAUACAUAUGGUGAUCUAUUUAUUUCGCUAACCCUUAACAUCGAUGGCAUACAACCAAAUAAAGGUUCACAAAAAACCAUUUGGCCAAUCUUAUUGAUAAUUAAUGAAUUGCCAUUGAAACGUCGUUUCUCACUUGAGAAUAUUAUUCUAGCGGGCAUUUGGCCCGGACCGAAAAAGCCGUCCAGAACACAUAUGCAUUUGUUUUUGAAACCUCUUAUUGGUGAACUUAUACGUUUAGAAAAAGGUGAUGAUUUCUUUUUACCGUCAGAUUCUUUAUCUUUAUCAAACCAACUAGUACAUAUUCGUAUCUACUUGAUUGCUGCGUGCUGCGAUAAACCAGCACAAGCUUUGAUUCAAAAUAUUCCAGAGCCAAUCGCUGCAUUCGGUUGUGGACGUUGUGAAAUCCCAGGUCGCAUGAUAAGCAUUGGAUCUUCGAAGGGUCAUGUACGUACGUUUGCAGCUGAAUUACAUAUUUUAAAUGACACAAAACAGCGGUGCAAUAUUCGCUACGAUACAUUACUGGCAUUGAAAGAAAUGCGAGACUCACGACGAGCUCUACUACCAGAAAGAAAAAGAAAGAAACAAGCAGAACGAGAUAAGCAAAAAGAUUAUGGAAUUUUAGGUCCAUGUGCAUUCAGAGGCUGUUCAAUGUUUGAUGUGGGUUGUUCGUUUAUGUCAGAUUCACUUCACAAUAUUUACAUUGGUGCAUUCAAACGAAUGCUGUCUCUUUGGUUGUCAAAAAAAUAUCAAAAUGAUCCGUGGAGUGUUCAUAGUCGUAUAAAAGAACUGGGUGAAUUAUUUAAAGGAGUUCGACUUCCAUCUACAACCACUCGAAUACCACGUUCGCUGAUCGACUAUUCUAAGUUCAAGGCUAAUGAACUACGCGUACUACUUCUGUUUGGCUACGCGAUUUUCUCUGAUAUCCUUCCAGGUAAAUACUACACACAUCUCCUUCAACUUGUAUGUCUUCUUCAUUUGGCUGAAAAUCGACGAAUUCCUUACCAUAAUAUCAAUGUAAUGCAAAAGUUGGGGGAAAGUUUUGUUGUUGAUUUCUCCCAAUUAUAUACUGAACGUCAUUGUGUUCAAGUUGUUCAUUCUGUUGUUCAUCUUGCUGCCACUGUGCGUGAUUUUGGCCCACUAACAAGUUAUACAACUUUCAAUUUCGAAAAUCAAUUAGGAUUGUUAACACGUACUUGCAAGAGUACGAGACGGCAUGCGCAAGAAAUUAUUUCAAAUUUGCAGUUAUUACAGUCUGCACAUGAACAUCUUAAUUCCCUCGACUGA